Messenger RNA from Suillus clintonianus, 1596 nucleotides. RefSeq names its product permease for cytosine/purines, uracil, thiamine, allantoin-domain-containing protein. The transcript is spliced from 10 exons. The record is from RefSeq and is a predicted model, not a curated record. Bases 4 to 1479 code for a protein of 491 amino acids. Gene Ontology annotation, biological process: transmembrane transport. Lineage: Eukaryota; Fungi; Basidiomycota; Agaricomycetes; Boletales; Suillaceae. Gene Ontology annotation, molecular function: transmembrane transporter activity. Gene Ontology annotation, cellular component: plasma membrane; fungal-type vacuole membrane.
GAUAUGUAUGCGGUCGAGGCAGCGCCAGAUCGCGUGAUCGUAAGGCGUUUUGGUAAAUUGGGUCCUCUUCUUUCAAGACUCUUUGCAAGCGGUGUCGAGGCCCGUGGAGUAGAACGUGUACCAGAAAAUCAGCGAGAGUUAAAAAACGCCUGGAAUAACAUCCUAAUGUGGUGGUCUGUUAACACAGUCUUUGAUAUCAUUCCUAUCGGCGUGCUCGCACAGUCAACUUUCACUUUGAGUUUCGGCAAUGCUGUAGCGACUAUCCUCUGCUUCGGCGCUCUCGGGGCCGUCGCGACGGCAUUUAUUGCUACCCUCGGCCCCAUAACGGGCCUCCGCACCAUGAUCAUCACCCGUUUCAGCUCGGGAUAUCUUGGUUGUACCAUAUACUCAGUCCUCAACAUUCUCACCCAGCUCGGUUUUGCCACAACAACAGUUAUCCUCGGAGGUCAAACACUCUCCAACAUCAACCCUGGAACCCUCCCACCCAUCGUUGGCAUUAUCAUCAUCGGCGUGUGCUCCCUUAUCCCGUGCUUUAUCGGAUACAACAUGGUGCACGUCUACGAGCGCUAUGCUUGGAUAGUCACCCUGACCAGCUUGCUCUUUCUCUGGGGUCUUGGCGGGAAAGCCGGAUAUCACGUCAACGCGCAAAAACCGCUCGAAGACAUAGGGCACGCCCUCUCAGCAGACAUUCUUAGCUUUGGUGGGAUCGUAUUUGGCUCGUUCACAGGGUGGGCGCCAAUCGCAGCGGACUUUAACUGUCGGCUGCCUGUUAAUACACCACCCAUGCGCGUGUUCCUGCUCACGUUCUUCAGCCUGUUCAUCCCUAUCUGCUUCGUCGAGAUUCUCGGUGUUGCACUCAUGACCAUCACAGACCCUGCGUACGUUGCAGCAUUCGGAGGCGGCUCGACUGGCGGCCUCGUCGCGCAGGUCCUUUCGCCGUGGGGCCACUUUGGUCAGUUCAUCCUCGUCCUGCUCGCGCUUUCUGUCAUCGCCAACAACAUCCCAAAUACUUACUCCGCAGGCUUAUCCAUGCAGGCACUUGGACGCCCAUUCGCCGUCAUUCCGCGCUUCUUUUGGGUAUUUCUAGCCUUCGUGGCGUACACUAUAGCUGGUGUUUCAGGCCGCGAUCAUUUUAGCACCAUCCUUUCCAAUGUUUUAAGGAUCCUUAGCGACUGGACGGCAUUCUUUAUCGUAAUCGUAGCCGAGGAGCACUUCAUCUUCCGGCGGAAAAAUGGGCCGCUUGGUGGGUACAACUUGAAUGAUUAUGAUACGCCAUCGAAACUCCCGGUAGGCGUAGCAGGUAUACUUGCAGGGUGUUUUGGCGCCGUAGGCGCUGUGAUUGGGAUGUCACAGGCGUUGUAUACAGGCCCACUUGGAGAGAUGGUAGGAGCAGAGAUCGGGUUCGAGCUCGCAGCAGCAUUUUCGGCUGUCACUUACCUUCCGUUGCGUGCGCUUGAAAUUAGGCUCACUGGUCGAUGAUGGAAGGUCGACUAUCUGUUGAUGCUGGUGGUAGUGAAGUGGUACGAUGGUUAUAUUUAUCAUAGCGUGUGUCUUAAGUAUUACAUGUAAUCCGGACGACUGGAUCACCCGUUAGAG